CAAGAUAUAUAUCUGACAACCUCCGAUUCUGAGUAUAGGUGAGACGAACCGCCGACUCGCCGUAAGAAAAUCGCACUAUGCCCAUCGGAGUAUACAACAUUCUACGCGGAGCCGUCAUAUCUCCGCCCACGGCUCGUAGUUGUCAUGCAAUACCCCGAAUUUAUCCUUCUGCCUAACUCCAUCAGACCUAUCUGGAGUCCUGGAGCCCUGGAAGUUUAGAUUGUCACAUAGUGCAAAGACCUUCUUCAAAAUGCUAUAUAGCUAGCAGGAUUGACCGCUACGGCUUUUGGAAACAAGAGUUCAAAAUUCCCUAAGUUUGACUUUUGUUGCAUGAUACUAUCUAGUUCUUGGAAGUAAUUUGUCCCUACCAUCAAAGAAUAUCACAAUGUCACUCAACAUCCUCAUUAUCGGUGCAGGAGUUUGCGGACCAGCAUUGGCGACCCUCUUGCAUGGCGCCAACCACCGACACAGGAUCACGGUGAUCGAGCGCUCCCCUUCCCUGCGUCUCGCGGGACAGCAGAUCGAUCUGAAAGACCAAGGCCUACCGAUCCUGAAAAAGAUGGGUCUCCAAGAAGUUGUCAAGUCCCAGUGCGUCAAGGAGACGGGGAUGGAGGUUGUCGAUGCUCAUGGAAAAGCUAUAGCAAGCUUUGGUGUAGCACCCGCCGGUGACAAGAAGGCUCGCAGACUCGCCUUGACGAAUGAGUACGAAAUCAUGCGUGGAGACUUGGUAAAGAUCCUAUACGAGGCGAGUUUGAGACAGAGAUCAAGUCUAGACGAAGAACAUGGGAAAGAGGGAGCUCUUAAAUAUGUCUUCGGUACCAGCAUCUCGGCGCUCGAACAACAGGACAAUGAGGUCAAUGUUACCUUCUCCAAUGGCGAGACUGGGAGAUUCGACCUUGUCGUUGGUGCGGACGGGCAAGGGUCACGUACAAGACGAUUGGCUUUUGGACAGGAAGCAAGCGAUAAUUCAUUCAAGUCGAUCGGGAUUCACGCUGCCUAUUAUACCGUCCCGAAAGGCGGAAAUGAUGGAGGACUCGCUCAAAUGUACAGCGCCCCUCGAAGCAGGUUCAUAAUGACACGGAACAGCAACCGCCCUACCACGCAAGCCUACUUGUUCACCAUGGACGGGACGCCUAUGAAGGACUCGUACAAGCUUCCGGUAGAAGAACAGAAGAACAUAUGGAAGAGUGCUUUUCAGGAUGCGGGAUGGGAAAGUCCAAGACUUCUCGGCGGAAUGGACGAUUGUGACGAUUUCUACGCAUAUGAAAUCGGACAGGUACACAUGAAGAGCCUUUACACCGGCCGUGUAGUACUCCUAGGAGACGCUGGAUACUGCCCAAGUCCAUUCACAGGUCUGGGAACUACACUCUCAUUGAUCGGUUCCUAUCUGCUUGCAGGAGAAUUGGCGAGGCAGGAUGGAAACGUAGACGCAGCCUUGGAGUCGUAUGAGCGCCUGGCUCGACCGCCAAUCGAUGAAUGUCAGAAGAUGCCUUCUUCGUUCGGCAUGUUCUUCCCCUCGUCUUCACUGGGGGUUUGGGUACUUAGAAAUAUCAUGUGGGCAGUAUCAAAAUUCCGGCUUCAUGCGUUGGCGAGCAUGUGGCAAUCUGAUGAUAGUGACGGGUGGAAGAUACCGGAUUAUCCAGAGCUAAACCUUCCUAUGUAACGCUCUCGUUACCUCUUAUUCUUCUUCGUUGUUUCCUAAGCUGGAAGUCCGUUCUGAGCGUUACUUGUACUACUAUGUAGAAUUGAUGACCUGAUGUGUGUAGUAUAGAUUUGGAAUGCACCCCACUUUUACUAUGCC
Aaosphaeria arxii CBS 175.79 is the source of this 1801-nucleotide messenger RNA. RefSeq names its product FAD/NAD(P)-binding domain-containing protein. The transcript has a single exon. Bases 386 to 1663 code for a protein of 425 amino acids. Gene Ontology annotation, molecular function: FAD binding. Lineage: Eukaryota; Fungi; Ascomycota; Dothideomycetes; Pleosporales. The record is from RefSeq and is a predicted model, not a curated record.